Messenger RNA from Myiozetetes cayanensis, 618 nucleotides. RefSeq names its product ribosomal protein L35 (gene RPL35). Gene Ontology annotation, cellular component: cytosolic large ribosomal subunit; ribosome. NCBI's taxonomy places the organism in Eukaryota, Metazoa, Chordata, Aves, Passeriformes, Tyrannidae. Bases 214 to 585 code for a protein of 123 amino acids. Gene Ontology annotation, biological process: translation; maturation of LSU-rRNA from tricistronic rRNA transcript (SSU-rRNA, 5.8S rRNA, LSU-rRNA). The transcript is spliced from 4 exons. The record is from RefSeq and is a predicted model, not a curated record. Gene Ontology annotation, molecular function: structural constituent of ribosome; mRNA binding.
GCCUGCAGCUCGGGCCGGCCCGGCACCGCUCCCGCGGGGCCGCAGCCCCCGCGCCCGGGGCCGCUGUCAGCGCCCCGGCCCGCUCCACUGCGCGGCCCGCGGGGGGAGCGCGGCGCGGGCUGCUCCCCCCGCCCGGGCCUCGUUGGUACGGCCCGGCCGCGGCACCGCCCCUGUCCCUCCGCGACUUCCGUCCUUCCGGCCCGCGCCGCCGCCAUGGCCAAGAUCAAGGCCCGGGACCUGCGCGGGAAGAAGAAGGAGGAGCUGCUGAAGCAGUUGGACGAUCUGAAGGUGGAGCUGUCGCAGCUGCGCGUGGCCAAAGUGACCGGCGGGGCCGCGUCCAAGCUGUCCAAGAUCCGCGUGGUGCGUAAAUCCAUCGCCAGAGUGCUGACUGUCAUCAACCAGACACAGAAGGAGAACUUGAGGAAGUUCUACAAGGGCAAGAAGUACAAACCCCUGGACCUGCGGCCCAAGAAGACCCGGGCCAUGCGGCGCCGGCUCAACAAGCACGAGGAGAACCUCAAGACCAAGAAGCAGCAGCGGAAGGAGCGGCUGUACCCGGCCCGGAAAUUCGCCAUCAAGGCGUAGCCCGGGGCUCAUUAAAUGCAGUUUGCUUUGCAA